This is a messenger RNA of Podarcis lilfordi (Lilford's wall lizard), 381 nucleotides long. The record is from the annotation of a GenBank genome assembly. Lineage: Eukaryota; Metazoa; Chordata; Lepidosauria; Squamata; Lacertidae.
AUGAUGGAAGCAAUGAAUAUGGCCACUGCCUUUGAGAAGGAUAAUGCCCACGAGGCAGCCCACAGCGCACGUACCGAAAAGAGAACUCACCGCACCCAGCGAGACGGGUCAUCUUCCGUAGAUUCCUACAAUGAGGAUGUCCACCGAGCUUUGGACCAAUCCGACCGAGACCACUGCUCCCAAGCUACUAGAGCAUCGUCGAACCAGCGAUCAUCUGACGCACCUGACGCGCCAGCUGUGGAGAAAACCACGAGCGUCGGACAUGCAGGUUUCAGGACGCCACAUGUCGCCACUGUGGGAAGACUGGCCACAUUGGUCGAGUCUGCUGCUCCAAGACCUCCGGAGCACGACCCAAGCAACGUGUCCAUGAGACCUACAUAG